Laccaria bicolor S238N-H82 is the source of this 999-nucleotide messenger RNA. RefSeq lists its product as uncharacterized. The record is from RefSeq and is a predicted model, not a curated record. The transcript is spliced from 14 exons. Lineage: Eukaryota; Fungi; Basidiomycota; Agaricomycetes; Agaricales; Hydnangiaceae. Bases 1 to 999 code for a protein of 332 amino acids.
AUGACUUUCCCAAUUGGGAAAUAUGUGAACAUCGUAAUUAACAUUGACAACACCCUGCUAGCCAUUAAGUCUUCUGGCCCAAAAAGCGUGGGAAAUAAUUCCGCACCCAAAUGUGCACUGUGCCUGACAUCAGGAAAUAGUGCACACAUCAUCAUUAACAAUGACCACACCAUGCUAGCCAUUAACUCUUCUGGCCCAAAAAGCAUGGGAAACAGUUCCCAACCUAAAUGUGCACUGUGCCUGACAUCAGCCAUUAAUUCUUCUGGCCCAAAAAGCAUGGGAAACAGUUCCCAACCUAAAUGUGCACUGUGCCUGACAUCAGUCACAAUUCAGGGUCCAGGCAUAAGAAAUAUAUUUGGAGUCCAUUCCAGUGAGGAAAUAUAUUUUGGGUGUGACAUUGGACAACAAAAUAUAUUUAGUCCCGUAGUAUUCAUGGAGUUUGCAAGACUAAUAGCUAUAUAUCUGAUCUUCAUGAUCAAUUUCGGUCUUGACUAUCAUUCUCUGCUUGCCUGUCCUCUCCUGUGUCUUGCUUGUGUGGAAGCUAUUGUUAUUGUAAUGUUUAAACAAAUAAGAGGCUACAGCCGAAAGUCCAGGCAUGAUGGUCUUUCACGUGCGCUUCUCAAUGUUAUGCCAAUGUCACAACAUGUGACGUGGCUUCUCUCUUCAACCCACGACCACGACCACACGCCAAAUACAAACCACGACGCCAACCAGAUGCCAAUUACCACCAUCAGCAAACAUACCAACCACACCGCCAGCCACUACCAUGAACAAAUGCCCAGCACCACCGUUGGACGGAAACGAUGGCCCACCACCCCGUCAAUGAAUGCCCAUCACUGCUGUCAACAAACGGCGACAAUCGCCCACGACCCAUCACCAACGAACGGCGCGAGGCCUAUGAACGGAUGCAGGCGACAACGAGCCGAGAACACCAUGGUAUGGUAUGGUAUGACUGGUAUGGCGUGGUAUGACCAUGGUAUGAGCACAAUUAUUGACUAG